CCUCAAGCGGGCCUAGCCUAAAAUACUACAAACAAGGAACCAGCUGCGGAGGGCAACACUACCUCAAUAUCUGCUUGAAUCGAAGGAUUGAUUGUAGCCUUCAAGCUCUAAAGGAUAUAUAUUUCGACUUAAACACUUCGAUAAAAUGCCAGCAGCACCAGGAUCAGCAAAGGGGAACAGAAAUGUUGCUUUUAAAGACAAAGAAAAGCCAGUUAUGGUUAGAGAGAGUAAUAUCACAGCUGCAAAAGCUGUUGCUGAUGCAAUUAGAACAAGUCUUGGUCCCAAAGGCAUGGACAAAAUGAUUAAAGGAGGUGAUGGCAAUGUUACAAUAACAAAUGAUGGAGCUACUAUCUUGAAGAAAAUGCAAGUUCUACACCCUGUUGCUAAAAUGUUGGUCGAGCUCUCCAAGGCCCAAGAUGUUGAAGCUGGUGAUGGAACAACAUCAGUUGUAGUUAUAGCAGGAAGUUUACUUAAUGCUGCCUCAAGACUCUUAGAUAAAGGGAUUCACCCAACAAUCAUCUCAGAAUCUUUUCAAAAGGCAGCAGGAAAAGCCAUGGAGUUCAUUACUGAAAUUUCAACACCAGUUGAUCUUUCAGACAGAGAUUCUCUUCUUAAAAGUGCUACCACUUCACUCAAUUCUAAGGUUGUUUCACAAUACUCAAGUCUUCUUGCUCCUAUGAGUGUUGAUGCUGUGUUAAAAGUUAUUGAUCCAACAAAAGACUCAAAUGUUGAUCUUCGUGAUAUCAAUGUUGUCACAAAACUUGGAGGUACCAUUGAAGACACAGAAUUGGUAAAUGGCUUGGUUUUGAGUCAGAAGAUUUCACAUCUUGCAGGUGGAGUAAAUCGAGUAGAAAAGGCAAAGAUUGGUUUGAUACAAUUCUGUAUUUCACCACCAAAAACUGAUAUGGAGAACAAUGUCAUUGUCAGCGAUUACACACAAAUGGACAGAGUCUUGAGAGAGGAGAGGCAAUACAUUUUAGAUAUCUGCAAGAAAAUAAAAAAAGCAGGAUGUAAUGUUCUUUUAAUACAAAAGUCAAUUCUCAGGGAUGCCAUUACUGAUAUGGGACUUCAUUUCCUGGCUAAGAUGAAAAUAAUGGUUGUUCGUGACGUAGAACGAGAUGAAGUAGAGUUUAUUUGCAAGACAAUCGGAUGUCGACCAAUCGCAAGUUUAGAUCACUUUACACCUGAAAUGCUGGCGUCUGCAGACUUAGUCGAAGAGUGCUCCACAGGCGUAGAGAAAGUUGUCAAGGUUACAGGAAUUCAAAACCCAGGUCGAACAGUCAGUAUUCUAGUAAGAGGAUCAAAUAAGCUUGUACUUGAUGAGGCUGAAAGAUCAAUCCACGAUGCAUUGUGCGUCAUCCGAUGCCUCGUUAAGAAAAAAGCUUUAAUUGCUGGAGGUGGUGCUCCUGAAAUCGAGGCUAGUGUCAGGUUAAUGAACUAUGCAAAGGAACUGACCGGAAAAGAGGCUUACUGUUUCAAAGAGUUCGCCCAGGCGCUGGAGAUCAUUCCGUACACUCUGGCGGAGAAUGCUGGGCUGAGCCCCAUCGCCGUCGUCACUGAACUAAGGAACAAACAUGCGAAAGGAGAGAAGAAUUAUGGUAUCAAUGUCCGCAAGGGAGCUGUAACCAACAUUCUGGAAGAAAACGUUCUUCAACCUCUUCUUGUUUCAACAAGCGCGAUCAACCUUGCAGCUGAAACCGUCCGAAGUAUACUGAAAAUUGAUGACAUUGUUAGCAGCAUGCGAUAAGAAGCACGAUUAACAGCUGAUGUUUCGCAGGGAUCUUCAGGUUGAUGGUCCUGGUCAUUGCUGUUACUACGUGAACCUAGACACUACUUUUGUUAUGAAUAGUUUUCUCGUUUCAAUUGAGUAGAUUUAUUUAAAUGAGAUGCGACAGAUAUCCUGAA
Messenger RNA from Rhopilema esculentum, 1905 nucleotides. RefSeq names its product T-complex protein 1 subunit delta. Gene Ontology annotation, molecular function: ATP binding; ATP hydrolysis activity; ATP-dependent protein folding chaperone. The record is from RefSeq and is a predicted model, not a curated record. NCBI's taxonomy places the organism in Eukaryota, Metazoa, Cnidaria, Scyphozoa, Rhizostomeae, Rhizostomatidae. Gene Ontology annotation, biological process: protein folding.